AUGUUCACUCUAAUCCUUGUCCACGAUGUCCCCAUCACCACAUCGCUGGUGGAAAUCCAUAACCGUCUCCAGAUUUAUUCAGCAUCAUUCCUUGACGCGAACGAUGAUGGGACUGGCGAUCUCGCAGGUAUCAUCUCCAAACUUGAUUAUCUCAAGGAUCUUGGUGUGGACGUUAUAUGGCUUAGCCCGAUUUAA
Suillus bovinus is the source of this 195-nucleotide messenger RNA. RefSeq lists its product as uncharacterized. The record is from RefSeq and is a predicted model, not a curated record. Gene Ontology annotation, biological process: oligosaccharide catabolic process. NCBI's taxonomy places the organism in Eukaryota, Fungi, Basidiomycota, Agaricomycetes, Boletales, Suillaceae. The transcript has a single exon. Gene Ontology annotation, molecular function: alpha-amylase activity. Bases 1 to 195 code for a protein of 64 amino acids.